Zeugodacus cucurbitae (melon fly) is the source of this 1150-nucleotide messenger RNA. RefSeq names its product 39S ribosomal protein L39, mitochondrial (gene mRpL39). Gene Ontology annotation, cellular component: mitochondrion. Gene Ontology annotation, molecular function: threonine-tRNA ligase activity; nucleotide binding. Bases 62 to 1072 code for a protein of 336 amino acids. The record is from RefSeq and is a predicted model, not a curated record. Gene Ontology annotation, biological process: threonyl-tRNA aminoacylation. NCBI's taxonomy places the organism in Eukaryota, Metazoa, Arthropoda, Insecta, Diptera, Tephritidae. The transcript has 6 exons.
CGAAAAAUAAAAAAUAAAUUAAUUCUAAAGUUAAAAGAAAAUUGUAUUGAAUUUUCUAGUAAUGGCCGGCAAUAAAAUGCGCUUUCUAGCAGUAUUAAAUACAUUGCAACGCUUUAAUAGCUUGUCAAAUAUACGUACUUAUGCUACACGUAAGGAAAUUGUCAAUCCUGCAUUAGCUAAACGCAAUGAAUUGUUCACGCAAGAGCAACGCCGGCAAAAAGAAGCUGUUGGUAGAGUAGAAAAAAUAGAAGUGCGUUAUUUAGGUCUACCCGAAGAUGUCACAUUAGCUAUGAACGCCUAUUUGUCUACGCCUUACAAUUGUGCGCAGCAUUUAAGUGACGGCCAUUGCAAACGUUCUGCACUAGCGCUGAAAGAUGGUAAUGUGCCAUGGGAUAUGCACCGGCCGCUAACAGAAUCUUGUACAAUACAGUUGCUCAAUUUUACCGUAGCUGAUCCACAUUUAAUAAAUAAAGCUUUCUGGCGUACAUGCAGCUUUAUGUUGGGUGCCGCACUGGAAAACUGCUUUUCGGAUGCAGCACAUUUACAAUUACAUAGUUUCCCUGGCCCAAAUAUAAAAUCUGGUAGUUUUGUUUACGACAUCGUAUUACAAGCGCAAUCGUGGCAACCCAGUAAAACCGAGCUGCGUGCGCUCUCCGCCCAGAUGAUUAAAUUAGCCGCACAAGAUUUGAAAAUCGAACGUCUCGAUGUAAAUAACGAAUUGGCGCUGGAAAUGUUUGCCGAUUCGCGUUAUAAACGCGAACAGCUGCCCAGCAUUGCACAACAGAAUCAGGGACGUGUCACACUCUAUCGCAUGGGCACACAUAUAGAUAUCUCACGUGGUCCAAUGGUGGCCUCAACACGUUUCCUUGGCAAAUGCACCGUGGCAGCGGCACACAAGAUUGCCAAUGAGGGCGACAAGGAUGCGCUGUAUCGUGUACAAGGUGUUGGUUUGCCAGCUGGCUUUACAUUGGAUCAUGUCACGUAUGGCACUUUGGAGGAACGCGCUAGGAAAUUGAAUCCUGCGCGUUUGCCCAAUGAGCCAUUUGAAGAAGCACACCAACAGAUCGCAUGAAUAUCAUGAAUUGCGUUAUUUAGUUAAAAAGGAAAUGUUUUUGUUUUACUUUAAUUGUAAUAAAUAAUUAAACUAAAA